Molecule: messenger RNA, 2670 nt
Organism: Botrytis fragariae
Lineage: Eukaryota; Fungi; Ascomycota; Leotiomycetes; Helotiales; Sclerotiniaceae
Product: putative pentatricopeptide repeat protein
Exons: 2
Coding region: 1-2670 (889 amino acids)
Molecular function (GO): protein binding
Source: RefSeq, a predicted model, not a curated record
AUGCCGCCGCCACCCACCAAUUUCACUUCUAGUAUUCGUGGUUUCGUAUGCAAGUCAUGUCGAAUAAAACUACAGAUCCCCCCGCGAGCACCAUGGCUUUCGAGACAUUUUACGGCGCAAAAAACCCCGCUGAGGUCGAUAGAUAGAGGGGGAAAAGUGCCACCGCUUGCCUCGAAGACGGAAACGCAACAAGUUGAGCAAACUGAUGAACCAUUUUACAAAUACUAUGACGAGACUCCGGAUGGCGUUCGAACAGAAGCGCAGGGUGAUCCUGAAGAAGAGGAAUUGUUGGAAGGUCUUCAAGAGGCAGUUCGAGAAAUAAAAGAAGACAUUGGGGAAGUUUCAGCGGAAGAACUUGAGGAGGUGAACGAAGAUGAAGAACCAAGCCUUCAUAUGGAGGAAUGGGAAGAUGCAAUGGAUGCAAAGAUAGAACGCCUACAAGCCGAGGUGGAUAGACUAGAAGGCAUUACCAACAAGCCGGGCCCUAUGUCAGAAGAGGACCGGCAAAAGAUACGAAACUACUUCUUAAAGUCUGUCGAGGAAGGCAAGUCUCAAUCUGAGACUUCCACAGAGCUAUCUCCACCUCCGACUUCUUCCACAACACAACAGUUUCUCGCCCCAGAACCAAAGCCAAAUUCCAUCACCAACCCAAGAUCUAACUCAAAUUCUAUCUUAAUUCCAGAGAAGCAAUACCCUCCCUCAGCCCGACCCCAUUUAAAAGUUUUGAAUAGCACAUUGCAGAAAAUUGAUCAUCGUUACGGUCGUAGCAAUUUUCAAAUGAAUGAAAACCUGAUGCAUAAGUUAUGGAAGCAGUACAUUUUAUGCCGAAAAACUAUAUUGUCAGAUCCUGGUGAAGUUUCUCCAGAAACGUGGAAACUUCUUUGGGGUUAUAUUUCAUUGCCAGACCCGACAAAUUUGGACCGCAUGGCGCAUGUGAGACGACUGGGGCUAGAUAUGCAGAAAGCGGGUUUACACCUCGGAGGGCCUACAUUAUUGUUAUAUAUCGAAGCUGUCUUUGUAGAAGGAGAUCCAAGGACCGCAAUUGAUCUAUGGAAAUCCGCUUGGCAGACUUUUUCUAAAGAUGAAGGCCUUUUAGACCAAUAUUUGGAGCUUGGUACUCGGAUGUUUGCCGAGAACGGCAACAUUGAGGAAGCCAGAAAGGCAGCAUCGAUUGUCAUACAAAGAUCAAACAAUCCCCUCAGCGCUCGUAUUCUUAUUCACACAAUACAAGGCUGCUUGGCCUCAACGAUUAAAAACCGUACGCUUGAAGCUUGGAACAUUUACCUUGACUUUCGGAAACACAUGAAAUCGAGUAUGGAGAUGGAGGAUUAUGAUGUAAUCAGCGGACUUUUUAUGCGAGCUGGUAAAAAUCAUGAAGCAUUAGCAGUCUUUAAAGAUAUGAUGCUCUCGAAAGAUCCCACUGCUUUGCAGUAUGACUCAUUGACAACACGAGAUUAUGAAGAAUUUCCAUCCAUGCUGAACAAUAAGUAUUUCUUUGGAAAAUGGAUGAAGAAGCUGAUUGGCAGUGGCGACCUUGACGAGGCCAGCAGAGUACUUGAUUUAAUGCGAGAUUUCAGGAUCUGCCCUGAUGCCAAAUUCACAAAUGGGCUUAUGGGUGCCUGGUUCCGUACGGGCAAAUUAAAGAACCGAAAACUGGCCGAGGAAAUGGGCUGGUCUAUGAUUGCAGCAAGACUUGAUUUCGUUAAGGCUCGAGAUCAAGGGGUUAAGGUAUUGCUACCCCCCUUAACGGCCGUGAAAGGGACAAACAAGCGCGAGUACAAGCUUGCCAGCUUCAACCUCCACCCUCCUGCAACAAUCGAAACAUUUGCAAUUCUUAUGGACCAAUACGUGAAAGGGCAGAAACAUGAACAACUUUUGGACCUUUACACAACAUUGGGAAAAGCAAAGAUUCCAGCAAAUACGUACUUCAUGAACACAGCAAUCAAAGCUGAAUCAAAAUCCUCUUUGGACACCAAAGAGAUGUACUAUACCUUCGUCAGCGACGGAGUGAAGCCUAAUAUUGAGACCUUUUUGCAAUUGUGGCACAGUUUAAAGCAACGGAAUAUGCAAAGACAUAGGCGCCAUACAUUUUUUACCCCCGCAGAACUGUUCGCAGAAAUGAUGAGAUGGCGACAGGAGUUGAAGGCAGAGCUUGGAAAAGAUGAUUUACCAAAGGACCUCUAUAACUCAAUCAUAUUGAACUUUGGUUUAGUGGACGACCAACCAGGAACUGCAGUUGCCUUGCGUGCCAUGCAAAAGUAUUUUGGAACAUAUCCUACGGAUGAUACCGCACGCAACAUUAUUUUACAAAUAACAGCAAUUGGCGCUACGACUGGACCUGCACUGAGACGUCUCAAUAUCAAUAAGGGUACAAAGGAGAGAGUGCGACAAGUCACGAAAGUUCUAGCAAUGCUCCAAUCGCAAAGAAUUGAGGCUUUAGCGGAGUUAGGAAUCGUUUAUGAUGACUUGCAAGAGCAAGCAAAAUCAGAGGAGGCAUUAACGUUAUUGUCGGACCUUCUACGUGUUGUUGCACUGCAGGUGAAUGGUGGUCAAGAAGGACGUAUGGAUAUCGUCAAAUCAUCCCAAACAGCGGCGAAGAUGAUGGGUGUUCCUGAUUGCGUUCCUUGGAUGGUGUACAACACAGCAGAUGAGGAAUUGUUGGAUGUGUAA